Molecule: messenger RNA, 1809 nt
Organism: Fusarium keratoplasticum
Lineage: Eukaryota; Fungi; Ascomycota; Sordariomycetes; Hypocreales; Nectriaceae
Exons: 1
Coding region: 1-1809 (602 amino acids)
Biological process (GO): carbohydrate metabolic process; glucuronoside catabolic process
Molecular function (GO): beta-glucuronidase activity; carbohydrate binding
Source: RefSeq, a predicted model, not a curated record
AUGCUCAAACCUCAAACCAAUGCCUACCGGGAGCUUGUCUCUCUGGAUGGCAUCUGGAACUUUUCCCUUGCUCAAUCCGUCGAGCUAGAGACUGAACAAGCCUGGAAACAGGCGAUCCCACCAACCCUCCAAAUACCGGUUCCAGCCAGCUACAACGACAUAUUCGUGGACCCAAAAAUCAAGGACCAUGUUGGAUGGGUUUACUAUCAGAGAAACGUAACCAUUCCUCGAAGCUGGUCUGGGCAACAAUAUGUUUUGCGAUUCGACGCGGCAACUCACAAAGGUCGAGUUUACAUCAAUGACCAGUUCCUUGUUGAGCAUAUUGGAGGGUACACACCCUUUGAGGCUGACGUCACGGACCUUGUCGCCCCUGGACAACAAUUUCGCCUCACUGUGGCUGUCAACAAUGAGCUCGACUGGCAUACUAUUCCUCCUGGACGUGUCGAGACACUUGAGAAUGGAAAGCGGAAGCAACAUUAUCAGCAUGACUUUUUCAACUAUGCAGGACUCGCACGAUCUGUGUGGCUGUAUAGUGUGCCUGAAAUCUCUGUCAACGACAUUACCGUGGUGACUGAUGUUCAGGGGAGCACUGGGAUUGUCAAAUUUGAGGUGGCGGUCAACGUCCCACUUGGUCAGCAUACCUGCAAGGUCACACUGCUUGACGAGGAGGGCAAUGCUGUUGGUCAAUCAUCAGACCCCAAAGGCUCCAUUACUGUUGACUCGGUUCAUCUGUGGCAACCUGGAGCGGCAUAUCUAUAUCAGCUUCGCGCUGAAAUCGUCUCCCAGGGUGAGACAGUGGAUGCAUAUGACCUCGCUGUUGGAGUCCGAUCCGUCAAAGUGUCUGGCAACCAAUUCCUCAUCAACGACAAGCCAUUCUACUUUACAGGGUUUGGCAAGCACGAGGACACCCCAAUCCGCGGCAAAGGACAUGACCCUACAUACAUGGUUCAUGAUUUCCAGUUGAUGAACUGGACAGGUGCCAAUUCUUUCCGCACCUCUCACUAUCCCUACGCGGAAGAGGUUCUGGAGUAUGCCGACAGGCAUGGCGUUGUGGUGAUUGAUGAGACAGCAGCAGUCGGUCUCAAUCUCACCAUUGUCGCUGGAAUCUUUGGAUUAAAACCCAUCCCGACCUUUUCGCCAGACACAAUGAAUGACAAGACGCAAGAUGCUCAUGCACAAGGCAUUCGAGAGCUUGUGGCUAGAGACAAGAAUCACCCUUCUGUGGUUCUAUGGACCAUUGCCAAUGAGCCGGCGGCUAGUGAACCAGGAGUCCGCGAGUACAUGGAGCCGCUGGUGGCCCUGACCCGCAAGCUGGAUCCUACUCGCCCUGUCUGCUUUGCAAACGAAAAGCAGGCCAGUAUCCACAAGGAUCUGAUCGCCGACCUAUUCGAUGUUAUCUGUCUGAAUCGUUACUACGGCUGGUACCUAAAUACUGGAGAUCUAGAGGCAGCUGAAGAGGGUCUGGAACAAGAAUUACGGGAGUGGGAGGGAAAGUAUGGCAAGCCCAUCAUCAUGACGGAGUAUGGGGCCGACACCCUUGCAGGUCUACACACGGUCGGGGACGUUCCUUGGAGCGAGGAAUACCAGAGCAGGGUUCUCGAGAUGUCCCACCGCGUGUUUGAUCGAGUGGAGAGUGUAGUUGGUGAGCAAGUGUGGAAUUUUGCCGACUUUCAGACGCCUUCAACGUUCAUCUUUCGAGUUGAUGGCAAUAAGAAGGGCGUGUUCACUCGAGAUCGUAGACCUAAGAGCGCAGUCCAGGUUCUCAGGAAGCGAUGGACCAGUAUGGCUCAGAAUCGAGCUUCGAAGUGA